Messenger RNA from Talaromyces stipitatus ATCC 10500, 2379 nucleotides. RefSeq lists its product as uncharacterized. The record is from RefSeq and is a predicted model, not a curated record. Bases 1 to 2379 code for a protein of 792 amino acids. Lineage: Eukaryota; Fungi; Ascomycota; Eurotiomycetes; Eurotiales; Trichocomaceae. The transcript has 3 exons.
AUGCCAGAUACGCUCUCCCCCGCGGGGAGCAGUACGUAUGCAUCAGAUACAAUGUACAUUGGAGAUGGGACGUGGGACAGUACGAGGAAUACAUUUUUGCUACCCAAUCUGAUGGGCCUCAACUUUGAUACCAUGCGAUACAAUGGCAUGGGAAAUCGAUUUCGAGAUAUGGACGGAUAUCAUUCAAUGAUAGUAGCACACGGUGUGAUCGCAACGAUUGUUUUCCUCGGUUUCGUGCCGGCUGCUGUUAUGAUAGUACGAUAUUACUCAAUAUACGACCGCUACUGGGCCUACAAGUAUCAUGUCUGGCUCCAGAUAUUGACUCUACUAUUGUCAACAGUCGUGUUUGUGUUGGGAUGGUUCGCAGUAGGGCCCAAAAGGAGUCUUACCAAUCCGCACCAUGGGAUUGGCUUGGCACUAUAUGUCAUGGUGAUCUUUCAAGCGGUCUGGGGUUGGUUCUCUCGCAAGAUUGAGCGGGGCAGAAGGCAUUACCGCUCACCCCUGAUAUUAGUGCUUCACCGUUGGAUCGGUUGGGCCACAGUACUUCUGGGCAUUGCUCAAAUACCUAUGGGAUUGACUCUCUAUGGAUCCCCAAAAUCCUUAUUUAUCCUAUUUGCAGUGGGCGCUUUCUUUUGGCUUGCGCUGUUCCUCAUUUGCUCAUACAUAUACGACGAAGAUGGUGUGUACUACGGUCCGGAUACAGACAGCCGUGGAAGCUAUGUGUCUGGCCCACCCCCUGAGGAUGAAAGGCGCCAUAGUGGUUUUGGCCGUAUGGCAGGAGCUGCUGCUGCAGGUGCUGGAUUAGCUGCCCUCUUUUCGCGCCGCUCUCGCCACCACGACGAAAGCGAUGUCCAUAGUUCACAAUACGAAGACAAGUAUUCAGAUGAAAGCCACCGCCCCAGUUGGGGAAAGCGGGUGCUUGAAAUUGGCGCAAUUGGUGGCGGAAUAGCAUUGGCGAGAUCGCUGUUCAAAAGGAGACGCGAGAGAGAAAGCGAUGAUGAAUCUGGUCGAUAUCGUCCAACACAUGCUCGCAGCGACAGCAUGACCGAGGAAACAGUGAGCAGAGUAGAAGAGGGCCGUGCCCCUUCCGGAACGCAAGGCCCUUAUAUGCAUCCCGCUAGACGCCAGAGCUAUAGUUCCAUGGACUACAGCUAUUACACACAAACAGAUGAAGGGCACGAUGACGUCCAGAGACCUAGUCAAGGACACGGUGUACGGAAUGCUAUUCUAGGAGCAGGAGCUUUUGCGGCCAUGAGAAGCUUAUUCAGACGUCGGAAAGAUGAUGAUGAACAACGACGUGUGGAGGAGAUUAAACGCCGAGAUAUGGAAGAGGAAAGACUGGCGAGAGCGAACAGCAAGAAGAAGUAUACAGGCGACGGGCUUUUCCCACGAAGAAAACGGCCGUCGCAAUCGGUACUAUCCAGCGACAUGACCUCGGACAUAACGCCCCGACCGCCACGCACACCAGGUCACGGCGAGGAAACUGUAAUGACAGGUGGCAUUGUUGAGGGCACAGAGAGUGUGGUUCUCCCGACUGCUCCACCGCAUCGUGUUGUGUCUGGAAGUGCCACUGGCACGGAUAUUGAAACUGCAGCCGCUGCAGGGGCUGUUGCAGGAGCGGCCGUAGGGUCAAGCCGACAUCGUCGCCGCAGUGGUAGUGGCAGUAGGAGGAGCGAUCGUCGUGAUGAUGUAUCGUCACCUCCAGUAUCGGUCAAAGUUCGGAUGCACAAUGAUGGGCGCCAUGUCACUCUUCGUAAACUGACAGAAGAAGAGGCAGCCGCCAGUAGAGAGUCAAAACGCCGAUCAAGAGAACGACGGGGAUCACGCAGACGAGGCAGCGCAAGUUCUCUUUCGGGGGGUGAAGGCGCAGGCUCAGACCGGUGGCGACGUGUUGAAGAGAUGGAGCGUCGUCAGGCUGAGUAUGUACAGCGAGAACAAGCCGCAGCCCUGGCAGCUGAAUCUGGAGCAGCAGCAGCAAAUAUGCCGCACCCUCCACCACCACCUGCCCCUCCCUCGUCACAGCCAGCGACAUCCUUCUAUUCUGGGCCUCUUCAGCUCCCAACAGCGUCGUAUGCUGCCACUAGCCAGCACUCUGUUCCACCACCUCCCCCGGGGCCUCCGCCGCCACAGCAUUUUACAUCUCCAGCUUCGCAUGCGGCAACUAGUCAGCUGUCCAUGCCACAGCGGCCCCCAUCAAAUAUGCAGCAAUAUCCUCCCACUGCAAGUCAACAAUACCCACCUACUGCGAGUAUUACAUCCCCAACCUGGACGGGUACUGAAGCUAGUGCCGAUUAUGCUAGUAACAGGAGAAGACGUCGAGCAGAGCGAGCCCAAGCACGAGCUCGACAACAAGCGCAGCAUAGUGUUGAAUUUACUUGA